AAAAAAACGUCUACAGCUCCGCUCAGACCGAGAUCGUCUCCGCUCCCAGAAAAGUGUGGAACUUUUCUCUGUGAUAUACGCGUAAACUCAUGAAAGAAACCCAACGGCGGAAAGUUUUCGAGUCGGAUUCGCGUGGCUGUCUAUUUUCUUCACAGUGAUUUUUAUUUUUGAACACUUUAAAGCUGGUGGUUUGUAACGGAAAGGUCCAAAAUCCCAGGGAUUUCCUCUCAUAUCGAAGUUCCCAAGAUGAACUUCGGUCCGGUGGUCAGGAAACUUUCUGUAAGUAACCAAAAACUUUUUAAACACAUUUGUUUGAGUGUUUAUUGUUGUGUUUAAGGUUCAUAUGAGCGCUGAAGUGUGUUUUACUACUUUCUUAACUGGGAAUAUUUUCUUAUAUUGCACCUUAAGGCGCUCGCGACGCUACUGCACGAGAGUUAACCUCCAGUCCGGUUAAUAUAAAUGACAGAGAGUCUCAAACAGGCUCUAAAGUUACAGAAAAACCUGUGCUAGCCUCCCCUCUGACAUUUCUUGCCCCUGUAAGGACGGUUUGCAGUGAACCAUGUGAGCAGAAAUCACUGCCCCGGCCUGUGAAGUGGAUGGAAAAGAUGAAACAAGCACGCUCAUUGUCUCUGAAGAGCUCGCGCACAGGAAGCAACACUGUGUUUAUUUGCUGUUUAUUCAAAGUCUUCAUUUCUGAGGUCUGAAUACUUGUGUUUCUGCUCGGUAUCUCGCUGUACAUGUGCUGUAUCAUUCACUGAAUCCCCCCCACCCCCUCUCCCCCUGCUCCUCAACAUUACAUUCACCAUCUGUGUUGGACAUCAUGUGGUCAUAUUGUUCAGACAUUCAGCAUAUGAUGGCUCUUGUACGGUCUGUCACAGCGGAUGUAGAGAGCUGGCCCUGUCCCUAAAGGCUCUAUUAAUAAGUGCAGAGUAGUUAUGGCCCGCUAUGGAGUGCACUUAAACUCAAGGCUGGAUUUAACACACAAACUACCAGAUUUCUCCUCUGGCAGGAGCUGGACUGCCAGAGUAACUAACAACAGGUUUAGAAUUGACUCAUCAAUAUCAGAUACAGUGGCUCUGUGAUUACUGAGUGUUGCUACUGCUGCCAAUCUUGUUCAGGACGCUCUUGUAAACUAGAUUUCUCAUCUCUGUGAGGUGUCCUCUUGAUUUCUGACCAUGGAUAAUACAGUUGUGGUUUGAUUUUAACUUGCAUAUACACCUCAAACUGACCGAAUCAUUCUGCAUAUGCUCCCCGAUUUGCACCCUAGACUUUGACCUGGAAGCUCAACGGCAUUCAAGAAAGCAGGUGCUGUCACCUACCCACAGAAACCACCAUUAGCUCAACAGUUACAGGGCUUGAGGCUAACUUUUUUGCAAGGAGCACAUGUGCUCCUAAGUUGAAAAAGUUUGGAGCACACAAAGAACUUGAGGGGCACAAUGACAAUUGAUCAAAUAAUGUUUGUCUCAUUGGUCGACAUAAAUACUAUUAUUUGAAAUCAAUUUUAGGUCAAUUGGUCACAUGACAUGGAAGCUAUUGCAGGAAAACAGCCUUUUCUGAGAACAUCAACCGGUAAUUUAUUAAUGGUCCCUUAUUUAACACCCGACGUUGACAGCGAGAGUGCUGAGUAGAUUUAACCACGCUGCUGUUGUUAUUCCCGGUUAUGGAGAGUGAGAAGACAGCGGUAGAUCCGCAGUGAAUGUCCGUCUAAUAGCCAAACUAAAACUAACUUCACCAUGGUAUUAACAUGAAAAAUAAUUUGUUGCCUCUGCUAACUUUUUUUAAUCACACAUGUGCCCCUAAAUACAUUUUACAAUUUGCACACAUCUAUUUUUAGUGGCAAAUGUGAGUGAAAUGGUCACACUGUCGAGCCCUGAUAAUGCAGUUGUGGAUUGAAGUUAACUGGCUUGCACACCCCAAACAGCCUCAAACUGGCCUAACCAUUCUGCGUACGCUCCCUAAUUCGCACCCCAGACUUUGACCUUGAAGCUCAACGGCAUUCGAGAAAGCAGGUGCUGUCACCUACCCACAGAAACCACCAUUAGCUCAACAGUUAGCAUCUUAAGUGUACCAUAAGUGAGGCUAAGAGUCUGUGAGAGAUGAUCACCAUAACAACAUGUCCUUGUUUUCACUCUGUGACAAGAAACCAGUUCACCUCUUUCUAACUAGUUUGUUAAUUGUUUUAGUAUGUGACAUAACAGGUCACCAGUCGGGAACUCUACGACUAACAAAAGCUGAAAAGGAGCAUUUCAGCUCUUAGCAUAAUAGAGGCGUACAUACUUAUACACCUCUAUUCAAACACUGGGAGGAUCCACGCCCUGUGUUUGAAUACUCUGACAUGGAGAGUAGUCUUAUUACGCUAUAAUUGUUGCCUAAUUUAACUGUGCAUGUACUCAAUGUCAUUAUCUCCAAUACAAAGAGACUGUGUGGCAGGGUGAGACAAGUUGACGCCUCUUAUCCAGAGGAUAGUAUUUGUCAAAAUUAAGAUAUCAAUACCUAGUGCCAGUCAUACAGUAUUGCAUAAGUCAGGAGAGUGAUAUAUCGCCAUAUUUAAGAUUUGUCUCACCCCUAUUGGCCAUGUUGGUUGCUCAUACACUUUUGAAGCAAUAUUACAUAAGAGAGAGUGUUGUUAUAGUAUAUAUUUGAAUGGCUUUAAAGCAUCAAAACACAAUAUUUAAUAAGGCAGAUGAGUAUCAGGGUUAAUAUUCAGCAUUUUGCUAAUUUUCUGUAUAGCUGGCUGAUGAAAUUGUCCCUUUGGCUCAGCUCCUGGUGUGCCGGUUUUUUCUUGCAUCACUUUGUCUCACUUAAGGACCUACAACACGAUCUGACUGGUUGUACUGUAACUGUUAACUCAUGUAUGUGGAGUUAAACAAGUUGUAAAAGGCAUUUAAACAAAGAUUUAUGGUGGAGUUAAUCAUCCAAAGUCAAUCCAUAUCAAUCCUCCAUAUAGUUUGUUAGUAUCGGCCUCGUAUCAGUUUUCUAAUAUUCCAAUUUUGUGAGAAUAAAAUAACCAGUUAUAUCAUUUUUGGAUCUAAGUGGUGGAAAACACCAUGUAUGGGAAGUAUUUCUGACCACCACAAGUAAGUGGUAUUAAGUGAUUUCUGCGACGCUAGAUCAUCUCAAAAAUGACCUUAUUCAUAAGUAGAAUUAGAAUAGAAGUCCUCCUAUUUUAAACGAGCUAACUUGAACCGAGGGUUGGGUUAUUUCGGGGGUCUUUGUGUUGUCUCCACACAAAAGCAGAGUUCCAGCUUUGUGGUUGCAUAAAAAUAACAAUUAAGAAACACUGUUGCCGGGCAACAACAGCUGCAAGAGCAGGGAAAAAGACUAAAGUCAAAUGAUUUACUGUCCAUAAUGCAUUAGGUCAUUGUGACUGUUAUGGCCAUUUGCAUUAGAAUUACUCAGAAUUAUUAUGUGUUUUGUCGAGAUGAAAUAUACGCACUUCUGGGAAAAUCAGGGUAAGAUGGGUUCAACAAAGCAGCCGUUUUAAAGACCGUCUCAGUGUUCAACUUAAAUAGUGUUAGAGUGAGACAUGAGUUUAGCGACAUGUCCAAAGCGCUAAUCUGUUUUGCCCCCAAAAAAGCCAAAACUUGAUUUUGCAAGUUAGUCAAUUAAAGCCGCAAAGUCUCGCAGCAGCAGCAUUUUCCAGUCAAGUUUUAUUCCACUCUCAGACCUUCACAGAGACGUCUUUUCAUUCCUCAGCCUGUUGUUUUUUCCAGCAGUGCGGCACCAAAGCCUGACACCAUAAAUGCUGUAUGUAUACUCGCUGUAAAGCCUUUAAGUGUAACCAAUUUAUGAAAGGCCUUCUUUUGGAUUAAUGGAAAGUAUGUGAUUGAAUUUAAUGUGGGACACCAAAAGAGCGCUUACAACGCCAUCAAAGACUGUGGAAAUUUGGCGUGAAACAGUAAAAAUGUACGCAUAAAAUCAAAGAUGAGGGUCUCAGCGAGAAGAAAGGUUCAUAACUUAAAAAAAGGACACGUUCUUCAUGCUUGGCAGAUCGUGUUUUGAUCAACAUAUAAUCAAGAACUACUCAGUGCACUGGGCCUUUUAUAUGUUUGUUGUCAAAUGCUAAUAUCUAUAAAGCUCCUGGGCCAAAUAGUCAGCUGAAACACCAAAUUUGUUCUCGAAUCUAUAAUUAUGAGGAUGGCUUAUCCCCCCGUAACCUCGCCAAGUUUGAGUGUAAUAUCCCCAGAGUUUACAGACGCUCAAAUCGCAGCAUGUCUUAUUUGGAUUGACUGUGAUUUCAAAUAGAUUAUAUGACUUUCCAGUGGCGUUAAACGUUAUUGACUGGUGGUGAAGGUACAAGAAAAGUAGCUGAAAGUGAAUCAGGGUUCAUGAUGACAGAGCAAAUAAAGGAUUGGCCUCCUUUGUGGUCUAGAGAAGCAACAAUGAUAGCCAUUAAACCUCAAUACUGCUUCGAUUUUAUCACCGAUACCUACUGUUCUCGCUCUUCAUUUUGCAGCCAAAGUAGAUGUAACAUCUGCUGGUGCGCCCGGGGCUUUGGUGUUUGUUUUCAGCGUUGUCUGAUCUGUGCUCUAAGUCAUGCAGUGCGCCAUUACUGAAAUCAGAUUUACUUCUCCGGGUGGCAAAGUCAAUGUUUAUCUCUUCUGUAAACUACAGUGCAUUCUGGAGGCCUCCCUCGCCAGCAGGCCCUGUUGCUAUGGGACUGUGAGGAAACUUCAACCCCCCUCCCCAUCCUUCCACCCCCAUUCUCCCCCUUCUCUAAUCCCCCCCACCUCCCUACCCCCCUCCACACCCCUUCAAAUUGCCGGAGUGUACGUGCCUGGCUGUCCAGUAAACUUCCUGUCUAGAGUACACAGAUAUGCUGAUAUUAGUGGCAUCAAUUUACUUCUGAGAAUUGUCAUGCCUAUGCAAAUGUACACUAGAUUUUUAUCUGUGAUUAUUUUUUUCUACUUUGCGUCUGGGUGUUGGUUCACACAGGAAAUAUCCCUCUCUGUCUCUGUGGACAACACAGACAAGGGCAGGACUGACAUCUGGGACAAGUGGAGGCCAAACUGUGCCACUGGGGACCAAGAAGUGGUCAACAAAUUGGCUGCUCUAGAGUUUCUACUUAAUACUGCAACUGCUGCUUACUGCUGCUCUGCAUGGUGACCAUGUGAACUGUUAUAACCGAGCCUGUGGCUGAGAGAGGUUACAUGGACACUGAAUGAUGCAACGUGGUGCAACUGGCCCACUGUGAGAUACCAGGUGGUUGUUGGACCUUUUAAUGUUUGCCUGUCACAGUUUGCUGUCAAGUGUUUAGUCUAGAGGGCACAUUUUUAGUGCGGUUUUGUUCUUUUCUUUGAUCCUGAUGAAUUACCUUUUCUGAAGGAGUCCAGAGCUCCUGGACGAUGAAGGCAGCACAACAGGAAGUCAUGAGUUUAUUAACAUACAAUUGUUAAAGUCAGCAUUUUGGUAUAUUGAUUGAUCAGACAAUGCCGAAUUUGGGAGAAACUUUACUUACGUGAGUACACAAGCAGAACAGAACAUUACAGGGUUUACAUUGGCUAGUAUACGUUAACUUUUGGAUGGUUUCAAAUAGGGCUGGGGGGUAUGGCCUCAAAUCAAUAUCACGAUAUCUUGAGCACUUCACCUUGAUAAAGAUAAAUGGGUGAUAACUACUCCACAAGCUGCUCACCUCCUCCCACAUUAACUUUGUCCACUUCAGCCGCCACUCCAGCCACUACAACUUUUGAACCGUCUGCCAUCUCCUCACCUGUUUUUCCCUCUUUGUUAGCCUACCUACACACAAACAAAAACUUCACUGAUAUUUAACGAAUUAGAGGUACAGGAUGGACAAGAAGGACUCUGCUACUAUUUCUGGCUCUACAGAUGGAAAUAAACAUCGAAACAGUGAUGAAAACAAAUGUCCUUUCAGGGAUAUUGUCAUGGGACUUGACUUCAACUGCUCUAUAGCCUAAAAUAUCUAAAAACACUGGUAAAUAAUUAUGUUAACAAGGUCUCUCUCUCCCUCUCAGUGCUUCCUUUUUAUUGCUAGUUAUCAGGCAUAUGUAUAUUUGCGCGUAUGUAUACAUCCCACCCAAGGUAGCGGCUGAAGUUCCAUGUGAUAUUCUUCAUGAUACUGUUGCUAGGAUACAGACUCGUUAACCUGAGGCACUUGUAAUAACAUCAGGAGACUUCAACCAUGUCACCCUCUCCUCUCACCUGACUGGAUUUACUCAGUUUGUUAGAAGACAUGAGAUGACACGAGAUUCCAGACAAAUGAAUUUCCUUUGGGGGAAAAAUAAAGUUCUCAUAUUUUUGAAUUUUUGUGAUUUAGAGCUAACAUCUGAGAGUUGUCCUAUAUAGCUUUAAUUCUGGGAUGUUAACAGUGAAAUUGACCAGCUAAAAGAGACUGUUUAAAGAAAGCUCUGGUUGGAAACCUCAAAGAAAAUUUAAGGUGACAGCUCAGCUGGCAGCCCCAACUGUGAGACUUCUCUAUUUGGUCUUGAGCAGGUUUUUAUAAGGAGGGCUGUUUGUUUAGAGGAGAAAACAUGACACUGCGAUGAAACUCUGAAGGAAUGUAAACAGCUUAUCUCCUUGGAAAACAGCAGAGCCAAUAGCAGUGGCAGCUCAGCUCCCAGUCCCAGAGGAAACAAAAAUUACUCCCUCAAAUUAAAACAGGAUACAGGCUUUAAAAUGAGUGAUGGUCAACUUAUUAUGUAUUGAUUUAUUCGAUUCUGGUCAUAACUUUCUAAUUAUUUUAACACACUGUAAUAGAGAUCAGGAUUAAGUAACACACAAAAAAGACAAAAACCUCUCAGACUGUAUUUACAACAUCUUUUCUGUUUCUAGAAGACUCUGCUGCUGUUGUCAUUGCUAUUCAAGUGAAGUAUAAAAGACACGCUGACUCACUCAGGGAGUGCCACCUGUUAAGGUGCAGCAAACUCACGUCAUACAUACCAACAGAGCUGUGUCAGUGCUCACACUUGACUGGACGAGGGUUUUUAGAUAAGUGGGGAUGAUUUACCGCGUGUCAAACUUCUCUAGGUAAACAUAUUAACCUCACCCCGCUUCGUUUUAAUGUGUUUUUGAGAUCCAAAUAGCAACUAAAUUUCACGCCAUGCUCAGAUUUGAAGGAAUGUGAACUACAUUGAGGUUCAGUUCUCUCUCUCUCUGUCUCUCUGUCUCUCUCUCUCUCUCUCUCUCUGUUUCUCUCUCUCUCUCUCUCUUGCACGCAACUCUCUCAUGUGUACACAAGUCAUCUGAUGGGUCAGAUCACAUGAGUAAAAGUUAACUGUCCUUUACGCUCUCAGCACGAGGGAUGGACUCUUAUUAGCCAAAGGGGAGAACGCUUUUUUUUUCAGCUUCCUCUUCUUUUCUUCUCUUUCCUGUGUUUAUUCUACCUGUUUUAAGACUCAUGUUUCCUGGAGGAUCUGCUUUUUAAUGAUAAAGAGACUUUUCAGAGGUGUGCUGGGUGUAAUAUGACGUAGAGGGGAAGUACUGCUCACGCUAUGUCGCUUCUCUUGGCGUUUUUUUUAAUAAUAGGUUGAUUGUUUUGAAAAACCAACCACUCUCUGCUUCUUGCUUCUAUGAGUUUCUGACAGUUGGAUGUAUAAAAGGUCUAUUUACAGACAUCGCCCAAGGCUAUGGAAAAUUGCUAAAUGUUUCGUAACUAGUAUCUGAAUGAUUGAUUAAACUGAAAUUCAAUAAAACGGAUUGUGAGUCGCAGCUCUCAUUGGAAACGCUUCUAUCGAUCCCAGUGAUCAGCUGUUUAAAUAAUCGGUUAAUUCAAGCUGCAGCUUCUACAUCGUCCUCAUCUACAUGGCUAUUGAAUUAAGUUCCUGAAAGCUGAUCCAAGAAUUUAAGCAAUUUUAUGAAUUGAUCCAAAUUUCAAACGUACUUAGAGAAAAAUGUGGCAAAUUUUAUCAACAGAUUACACGGUUAUGAAAACAACUGUCAGUCCGCUCUAUAAUCAUAACAUCACGGCUGAAGUAAGUCGUGCUGCAGAAGAGUCAAUCCUUUAAGUUAAUACAAGAUUUGGUCGUUGAGCAUUCUGAGUGAAAAACUGAAUUUGUCAGGUGCCUGUUUUCGUAAAAUAAUCAUUUGAGCAGGAAUUAAAUGGGUUAAGUCAGUGGUUCUCAAUCCAGUCCUCGAGUCCCCCCUGUCCUGCAUGUUUUGGAUGUUUCCCUGCUCCAACACACCUGAUUCAAAUGAUCAGCUCGUUAUGAGGCCAUUACACAGCUUGAUAACGAGCUGAUCAUUUGAAUCAGGUGUGUUGGAGCAGGGAAACAUCCAAAACAUGCAGGACAGGGGGGGCUCGAGGACUGGAUUGAGAACCACUGGGUUAAGUUAUUGAAUAUUUUUACAAAGUUAAAGCCAUCUGUGACUACAGGCUCGUUACUACAAAGGCUUAAUUGAGCGUGACGAGUAAACAAGGCCCCAAAAUCAGGCAAGCAAAAUUUACUUGACAAGUUUCUCAAAACUAGGUUUGACGCUCGUUUCGAGGAACUUGUAAACACAAUUUUGGCUUAAAAUAUCUUAAAAUAAGAUUUAUAUUAGGGCUUGUCAGGUCAGUGUUGGUCAAAUUAAGACUAAUGAGGCAUUAUGACUCGAAUUUGGCCAGAUUUGAUGUUUGGAGGUCAUGUGAUCAGCUGGUUGUCACACAGUCGAAGGAAAACUUGUGUUUGCAAUACUGAAAAAGUAAAUUGCGAACAGAAAAGCUACUCUAUUAUAGUAGUAUGAAUAAAUGUAGUUUCCACCCUUACUCAAAAGUCUCUAUUUGAAUAAAGUAUGGAUGGUAAAUCUAUUGCUAGUUGAUGAGAUGAUAGUCUGUAAAGGAACUCCAGACCUUAGUCAGGGCCUCAGAUUUGUGUCACAACACGAGCCCCGGAGCAGCAUAAGGUUUGCAUCAGUGCUCCAGCCGCUAACUUCCUGCUUUCCUGGAUGAAUGGGCAGAUUAUAACAAAAGUUUUGAGUCUCCGAACAAACGCAACCUUUGUCCGCAGAAUGGACUUCUGUUUACAAAGACAUAAAUCCAACAUAAAUUCCACGUAUUGAUGGUCAUUUUACAGCUUGUUGACCUGCUAACGUCCACAUAUUCUACAUUUUUGCUGUGAUGUGUUUAUAGAGAAGGCUAUAAACCGGGCUGAGCUUCAAGGACUUUUUUUCCUUUUACACAAAGACAGGCUUUAAUGGAGCUAAUGUGAUUGUCUGCAGAGCGAGGUGAUGGAUUCCUGCACAUACUUUAAUCUAUUAGUCAUCCCUUCUUGGCCUUUUCCCUCCUGGAUGUCUUGUGAGUCGCUGCUGUUUGGGAGAGCCUAAUCAGAAUUUGAAAUGGCUAAGUUAAAAGCACACGAAUCUCUAAAUUCAAUUUGAGGAUUGACGUUUGAAUUCAAAGUCCCUGCUUAUCCCUUUAAUAACAGGCUGUGUGACUCACUCGGCAGCAGCCUACCCUUUAGAAAACCACGGAGACCACCUCAACCCUCCGCCACACAAACAAACUGGAAAACGCGUGUCACACUGCUGCACCUGCUUACGACCUUGAAACCCGGCAAACUUUCAGCUGCCCUUUCUUUUUAAGUCAUCGAAACACCAAGAGCUCUUUCAUGUGGUUCACACUGCGGCGGGGCCGUCAGAUGGAUGGGAAAGUUUCUAAAUAGUAAAAUAAAACAAAGUUUGAUGUUGAAAUGACAGAAAUGGUAAAAGUAAACACACACUAUUUUUCUUUAGCUUCAUCAGACAGUAAUUUCAACUCUGACGACUAUAAUGAAUGUUUAUGUCUUGUGUACUUGAAUCAGAAACUGGAGAUAGUCUUAUUUGCUUUUAUAUAUCAUAGAAAGACAUUAAUAUGAACUUUAGUUUGUUUCAAAAACUUUUUAUAACUCCUCACAGGACCUUAAAAGUCAAGUUUUCAGACUAUUUUGACUCUGUACGCCUCCACACUUCAUUGAUAAUGUUAGAAAUUAGCAUAUAAGAUGUUUUUAAAUUAAUAUAAGCCAAAAUGGGGGGUUGUAUGUUGUAUCUAAGCUGUAAUGUAGCUAGCUGUAAGGGAUGUACACAAUCACAGAUGGCAAUAAGUCGGUAAAUAUAUUGAGAUUUACUCAACCAACACUUUAUGUGAAAAUAAGGAGUUAACUGUUACCCCCACUCUCUUGCCGCUCAAGGAGCUACGCUGUUACGUUCACGUGACGUUACAUUACGUUACCCAUGCUACUCUCUAUAUAGACUGUGUAUAAGCUUGACCGUUACCUUUUACGUUGUUGAAAGAGAGUCCGACAGGAUUCGGUGCAUUCGUUGAUGAUUCAAAACAAGUCUAAAAUAACAUUGUGUGUUGUUGUGCUCACACAGUGCGAGUAGAAAUCAUUAGCGGCGCACUGAUAUCAAUGAUUCUGUGAAAUUCCAGUAGCGGCGCACGUAAUUCAGCAGUGUCGGAGUAGGGGAAGGUAGGAGAAAUACUGAAAUGUUAAUCUGCAGGUAAGAGCUAAAGACAGGUGGUGCUAGCUCUUCUAGUGUUAGCCACAUCCCACAAACCCGUUUGUGUGCAAACUCUGAUCCUGUGUUGGAUGAAUUUCAUUGAAUGUAAUGUAACUGUUGUCUGAUUUAGAAACCAGGAUGAUGGGUAAAAGUUUUAAGCGCUUCUGCAGACUCUGUGUAUCGCCUCCAGCUCUGCCUGUCAGCACCUGUGUGUCUGACUGAACUCAGAGCAGUUAGUGACACUUAACAUGUGUUUCCUCCUGUCUGGAUCCUACUUACUUUUAGAUAAAUGUCACUUUGGGAAAAAAAAAAAAACACUACUAAAUUAAAUUGCAAGAUGAUUACACCGUGAUUUAAAGCAUGCAUGGGAGCUUGUGUGUGUACAAACGGAUAAUAAAUGACACAAUGCUCAUUUUUAAUGAUGUAAAGCCCCAAGUUUGAGUAUAAAAGGUUUGUGUUAGAAACCAAAAAGCAGAACCCAACUACCUGUUUCCUGACAGGUUCCCAAAACUUACUCUUUUUCUAUUCUGCAGUAAUUCGCACAUCAGUUUCAAAUAUCACAACCCUCGUCUGCGUCAACAUCACCCUGCAGCUUGUGGUUGACAGCUGACUGUCAGGAAAGUCAUGUAAACUUUCAUCAUCGCCUUUUUCUGCUUUUGUUUUUUUUUUCCACAAUGCGGCGAAGGUGAAUGUCACCUAACCUGCUUGUGACACACAGCCGCGUUCAUCUUAUCAGUGAAGCACACCUCCUGAGGAAACUCAAGAAUUGGUGUCGGGGAGCUGCAGCUUCCCUGAGUUAUAAAUAUCCAGCCUAGCGGAUAUGUUGUGGGUCUGAUCGGGUGCUGGGCCUGCUCGGAGGCACGCUGCUGUUGGAGGGAACAGUUUGGAGCUGAACCCUGCAUGAAGCCUCUGUAUUGUCUCGAGCUUCCUGUGCUCCCUGAGAGGAGGGGGCAGCUGCUUUUCACACGCUCCCACACAUACAGUGUAAAUGCGCUUGUGUACUCUAUUGUAUGUGUGUCUUCUUCACUGCGUGUCUGCAAGUUUUUGCGGCGCAACAAUGUGGUUUUCACACUUUCCUGUCAAAGAGCUUCAGAAUGACACAGGAGCCAUUCUCUUCACUUUGUAUCGCUCUGCUUUAUAAAGAUGAAUGUCUCCCAGCGCGGCUGAUUUAUUCAGACUGUCAGGAUCUCCUCUCUCGACAUGAGCUGGGUUGUACUUGUCUUCAUCAUCUAACUCAGAAUGUCAGUGUAAUUUAUCACUCACGGAAAGUUAUGCAUGAUCACCCUCCAACUCCAGGGAAGCUUUAUCUGCGAGCCAGAGAACAUUUACUGUCCUGUCAAGGUCAGCCUUGAGGAAUUUCAAUCGUACAAUACACAACAGUUUCAGGAAGAUAACCCAAACAGGGCUGGAAACAGCGGACUGUAUGUCAUAUUAGAUUAGUUUCAUUUGGGUCAAAGUUAACUCAUCUUCAAUGAUGAUAAACCAAGGUUUGUCGGUUCAAUUAGAAGUGGGUUUAAAAGCUGAUUCCUACUGGUACUGGAAAUGAGUUUGACUGAUAGAGUAAUGAUAUUAUAAGAGACAUCCGCUCCAGGACAGUGUUCCUGUGUUUUGGUCUUUUGCUGUCACACAAUUAGACGAGACAAUAGAGCAGUUAUGGUUAGGUAACCGUGCAGUCAAGGAGAGGGCGGACACUAUUAGUCAAUUUAACAAAGGGCAGAUCAACUGGUAAUGUGUGGGAGGAUUACUUCAGCUGUUUUCAAGUAGUCAUCGUGAAAUUUCAUAAUUAAAGUGAUGUGGUAAAGCUUUAGUCAGAGUUACAAUAGGUACGGUGGCCCUGAAGGUCAACAUUCAAGACAACAAAAAGACUUUUCACUAAAUGCCACCGAUGUUUCACAAAGCACAGAAAUGUUUCAUUAGAUGGAAAUCAUAAUAACUGGAAACUUGAAAAUCAUAAAAUGAAGUUUUAGUGACACACAAAGCUAUUUCACAAGGUUACAUUUUUUUCAAUUUGUGAAAUAUUUUCCCUAUUUUUUUUUAUUUUUUUUGCAUUUCAUCUACUUUUUGUAAAAUGUGUUUGAUAUGUGCCAAAAAUUUUUUUUCAGAAAAUCAAAAAAUAUUGAAUGAAACACAAAAACAAUUUAUGAAAUGUAAAAAAAGAAAAAGCAUUGAACAAAUGUAUUAAUUAUACAUGGAACUAUUUCUCUAAGGGCAAAAAAGUUUCAUGAAACUUCAUGAAGCCCAAGAAAAUUAAAUAGAACACCUACAUAAUUUUUAGAAUGCAGAAUUUUUAUUUAUUACAUAAAUAUUUUUGAAUGUUCAGAAAAUGUUUUUUCAUUUAGGAAAACGUUUCUUCCAUAAAACACUUUGCAUCAUGUUGAAUGUGUUCAUUUAUGUUUUGUGAAAAAGUUUCUUGUGUUUCAUGAAAAAUUUUGCCCAGGGCCACCGUACAGGCUCUUUGAAAUGUCUCAAAAAUUCUAAAAACUUGCUUUUUUAAGGGUUCACGUAAUAAAAUCUCUAAAACAAAACCAGGUUUUUCCUUGUCGGAGCUUCAGCUGUCUAUGAUAAUCAUCUGAAGAUGUCUUUAGAUGAUUAGACAUGCCUGAAACUCUGUCAGAUCCAUGCUGUGUGGUCAGUUUAACAGUGAGUUGUUUGGUUGAAGGACUGUUAACAGCGGCUUUUACGGUAGCAUAGAUUCACAAAAUAGAGGACAGAGGAAGAAAAAUGCAAGUUCAAGUUAACUUUGCUUCGAGAUACAUAAAAAGUUACAGGGAACCAGAUGUUCCCUGAAGCAGCAAACAAUGAUUAUGAUUAAAAUGCAAGGUCAAAAAGCAGUAAUAGUUAGUAUGUGUGGGUUUUAUAAAGCUCUUUAAAAAAGUCUUAAAACUGACUUUUAAAAGAGUGCAGUAACCUUGUUGGAUUGCUGCAUUUAUUUCUGUUACAGGCUGUCAGAUCUACCAUGAGUCCAGAAAGGAAAUCCUAAGCUAGUACUGUUUGCCAUAUUUUUUAAUGCUAAUCCAGAUUUAAGGUCUUUUUAUUGACCUGGACUGAUCUACGGUCCCCAGUUUCAGCCUUUUAAGCUGCAUUUCUUUGUCAGAUAUCAUUGCAAACUGUCUACUUUAGAGGUUUUAGAGUAAAGUUCAGAGAAAAUGAAACUCUAAAGCUUUGUAAUCCAAAAAUAAUGAAGAAAAUAUCGUUGUAACAAGAAACAGUUUAUUCAUUUAGACAGCACAAGGAGACAGUUAAAGUUACAUAAGGCAGUUUUGGCAAACUUUGCGACAGCUAGUGUUUUGUUUAUGUCCAAGAAAAAGAGACAGGAUCAGUCGGGAUGUGCGAAGUGCGGUGUUUAAACUCUAACAUACAGUGCGCUGUGGCUGUAACAUUGACAGCUGUAACCCACAUGUGGUUGUGGGAGGCAGUGACAAACGAGAGAGAUUGAGUGGUUGUAAGAUCUGUGGGAGAAACACACGUCGUUGACAUUUAAAGUGAUGUAACUUUUCAGAUUUAUGUCAUUUAUGAUGCACUGAAACCAGCAGCUGUAGUACGACAUGUUCACUGCUUUCUUCCUCCAGUUGCCCCAAUGUCUAUGAGACACCGUGAGAAUAAAAAUGGGGACAUAUGUGGAGGGUUGUUAGUCAGACUUUCCAGAAGCUGCUGAUCAUGUUUAAUCCGAGAAGACAGAUGAAACUCAAAAUUUGGAUGGCUUCGCGGGCAUAAAAUAUAACACAACUACCAAAAGAGUUGAUUGUAGAUUGAGACGAUUGCUUUAAGUAAUUAGUUAGCAUUAAAAUUGAAAAUUCAAGUAAACAAACAAGGAAAGGUGUAUCCAUUUCUGCAUUUUAAUAAUGAAAUGUUGCAUAAUAUUAUAAAAAUAUGCUAUCCUACUUACUUUCAGAUAAUCAGUAUUAUCAAAUAUUAUGGAGGAAACUACAGAAAAAAGAGGCCAAAGCCAAUAACUGAUACUGAAUGAUUUUCUUUGCACCCCUAAAGGGAAACUGCACUAAAAACAGACAUGACUCUGUAGUGGAAGUCACCGCAUGGGCUUAAAAUCACCUUCAAAAACCAUAGCAUCCAAAAAUUGUGACAAAGGAGACCCCCAGAAUCCUUUAUAAGGCAAGAAUAGGACAAAAUCUCACAUUUAAAACACCUUAAAUUAGAGAAAGAGACAAUCUUUAAAUUUCCCACCUGAAAAAUAAAAAAAGUUUAGACUUCUGGAGCUCUGCAGUAAAAAACAGACAUUACUCUGUAGUGGAAGUCCCUGCAUGGGCUUAAAAAUCACCUCCAAAAACCAUUUCCUGUGCAGUUUGUAAUUUCAUCCAAAAAUGUGACAACUCCUGAGUCCUUUAUCAGGCUAGAAUAGGACAAAAUCUCACUUUUAAAACACCACAAAUUAGAGAAAGAGACAAUCUUUUGAUUUCCCACCUGAUUUCCCACACGCAAUUUGUCAUUGCAUCUAAAAAUUGUGACAAAGGAGUCGCCCCGAAUACUCUAUCAGGCAAGAAUAGGACAAAAUUUCACUAUAAAACACCACAAAUUGGUCAUGUUUCCCACCUGGAAAAAUAUAUCAAGUUAAAACUUCAUGAGCUCUGCUUUCUUUUUAAACGACGCUGAGAGCGUAGACCCACAAAAUUACACCCAUCACAGCCGUCACAUUUGAUUAAAGAAGACGACCAGCUAAUCAGAAAAGUAUGAUACGGUAAAACAGGAGUAUAACGAGGUGCAUCAUGUCGUCACUUAUCAGCGUGCCAUGAUUGAAAUCAUCUGUCCGGUAUGAAAUGAAGAACCUCCUGAGGUUUAUCCGCCUGCUGUGUGUGUGUGUGUGCGUGCGUUGCGUUUUCUGAUUUCCGUUUCUGCCCAUGUGUUUUAUAAUAGAGUUCACUGUAUCCCCCUCAGGCUGAAGGAGUGAUCACAGCCCUCUAAAUGGCCCAUUGAUAACCCAGGUCAACUGAAAGGAUGUCCUGUCGUUUAGUCAUAAAUGUGCGCUCAGUGUACAUGGCAUGUGCGGAGUUUGUGCCAAGGCAAUUUGGAAGAAACCGGCGUUUUAAGAGGAAGUGGAGGGGGGCUACUGUUCUCGAAUAAACAGUAGCUCCCUCAUUAUUUUAUUGUAUUUUUUUAUUAGUUUAACUUAGCAUCCUAACCUCGGCAUACAUACAUACUGAAAGCAUGACAAUAGGACGCUGUUUUACUGAAUAAUCUCCCCCUGAGCCCCCCUGGUUGCACAGAGGAUAGGAAAGGAUGUGAAGUGGACUAAACCAAUUGGAGAGUUUCCAGGGAUUGUGGGUUUGGAGGGCUUUCUACACUGAGGUUACGGUCACUCCAGUUUUUCCUCCUCACUUGGUUAUAGAGGUAAAACUAAGCCGCAUUGUGGCUGUCUCCUGAACAUUUAUGCUGGUGUAGUUCAGCGGCCUGUAGGACACCAGUGUGGCAGACACAUGUCAGUGGCGUUGUUUGUUUUCCCCGUCUGUCAGCAGCCUGUGUUUAAAAUACCGCAAAGUGGGAUUCCCUCAGACGAACUGGACUGUGUUUAUUACAAAAUAAAAGAUUCCCACAGGAGCACAUGGAGAAGCCAUUAGACGCUCGUAUGUCUCUGUGAAAACAACCCGUCCAGCUUUUCUCAGACGCAGUGUGCUGUUUGUCCUUCUUUGCUUUUCCUGUUUUAUGAAGCUGAAAUUAUUAGUCAUUUGAUUUACGAGGGUUUAAAAGAAAGGGUUUCCUACUUUUAUCUGUUUUACCACAGUGUAGCUCUGUACCAAACUUUUAAAUCUGUCUCUAUGAUUUUGAAUUUCAAUGUUUGACUGUGACAUUUAAACAUUUCCAGUCAACUUGGAUCUUUCAAGUCACGUCUGGGUUGUUUUUGCUUAAAAUUAACAUUUAGUUUGAUUAAAUAGUUUUUUAACUAUCCGGAUACAUUCAGGUCAUGAUGAUACCUGCUAAUGUAAAGUUCACAGUCAGCUACGCCACAUGUACAUCAACUUUGAGUCUUACUAACUAUUGAUAAAAACCUUUCAGUAACAGCCCUUUUUAAAUGAUCAUCACAGUGGUGUUUGCUGUGUAGCUUUGGUGCAUUUUCAUUACCAGGCCAUUCAGAGUCUUUAAGCCUCUCUCCAAAAACUCUGAGCCCAAAUUCACCACAUGAUCACGCCAUCGCCAACUUCAGAAAUUAGAUUUUCCGUAACGAGAGGCGGCCUGCAAAAGAACUCCCUCAGUCCUCUUUAUCUUCUCUUUUCUGCUCUCCUGAUUUUGUGCUAAUCAGCUGCUGCAUGACAGCACACACAGUGAAAAGUAGUGAUUUAAGGCUGAUGUUACCCAGUCUAAAAUCAGCAUUAAGAGUCAAGCUGUGGAUCCAACUGAAUCAAAUCAAACUAAUUUAAAGCUCCUGUGAGGAAUUUUUGGUUUAUUUCCAUUUUGGCGCCUCCUGUGGACAAACCAGGGUUUGCUUAUUUUGUCCUUUAUAUACUUGAGUUGUGUCCUGAUGGUCAAAUUUAUCAUUUAUUAUAAAUAUUCAAUGCAGAAACAGGACUUUUUCUUUGUUGCUCAGCUGACACCUACCCCCCUUUGGACUAAUUUCAGGUAUUAAAAAAUCACAAAUUCAAAAACUUCUAGGUUUGUUGCUUUAAGAUGUCAGAAAAAAGCAUCAAUAUGAAUUCUGGUCUCCUCACAGGAGCUUUAACAUGCAGCAUCUCAUUUUAAAGGCGUCCAAUUACAAAUGCAGAAAAAUGCAGGUUGCUGUGUGAGCAAACAUGUUAUAGAGAAAUGGGAAAAAAAGUUACAUCACAGUAAAUAGUUGCAGAAAUUACUCCUGAAGGGGAAGACUGACAAAUGUGAGUCACCUUUGGACCUUUUGACUCAUUUACUCUUUAGCAGCAUCAGUAAAAUGAACAUUUUAGAUUUCUUUUUACAUUUUUCUGUCAUUUUUAACUUGCAUGUUGAAAUAUCUCUCAUGCAUAAACCAGCCUUAUUUCUCCCUCUGAGGUGUGUGUGUGUAUCUUUGCACAGUAGCAGUCUUCCACUGUAAAGCAGGGCAGGUGAGCUUUUUGAGGGCGGCUGCACCUGGAGUGUUUUUGGCUCACAGACUGUGAAAUGAACAAAGAGCGGAAAUGAUGUCACCUCGACGCCGUUUCUGCAUCAUCUCCACUUGAGUUUUUAGACUUUUGAUUGGCUGAAAGUGAUUUUCUGAAUGUGCCUCCACCUGAAUAAAUAAUGUGGGAUUCAUGCGACAGGGUGUUUGGUUACCUCUGCCGCAGCAGGUCACUCUUUCCUAGUUGUCUCUUUUUUCUCCUCAUCUUUGCUUUCCACUGUUUCUCUGUGCACAUUUUUCCUCUCUUUCGCCUUUUCACACGGCCUUUCACUUGCUCUUUUCCCAAUUCCACAUUUCUCUGCAACCCCUCCACCCCCCACUCUGCCUGCAGUCAUACACAUAGUGUAUUCAAGUCUAAAUACUUAGCCUGUGUCAUGCAAGCUGUUAGCCCCCCUCUCCCUUUUCCCUCUCUCUCUCUUCUCUCUCUCUGCUCUGCCUUCCCCUCCCUCCCCAGAAUGUUUGGAUAGAUCUAAAUGGUGUGAUUGUGACUGCUCUGCCGGCCGUCUGCCCUUCCACGUCUGCCUCUCGGCGUCUUUGGAAAGUCUGACGCGAGCAGAGGCAGAGGAAGAAGGGAAAAGGCUGAGAGAGAGAGAGAGAGAGGGGAAAGUUCUUUUGAACAACAAGGCAUGGCGGCCCUCCAGAGAGCCAAGUCUAGCGUCAAGAGUCAGCUCUAGCCUGUCCCUUUUUUUUCCUCUACCCCUGUCUGUGUGCUCUUUCACUCUUUAUUCCUCUAAUUCUCCCACACUGUCUUUUUUGGACGACCUAUUCCCUUGCUGAACGUCCCAUCUUCAACUCCCUGGCUUCAAUUUCUCACUUUGAAUCGACCCUCCUCCUCCUCUUACUCUCUCCCAACCCCGGCCCUCUCCACCCUAACCUGCUCCCUUUUCUCCUCCGCUCCGGUUUGCAGAGGUGGAGGGGGGAGACAAAACCACAAAAUCUAGGCCUCUCAUUUACCCAUAAGGGUGUCGCGUUGCGUUUGAGGCGCUCCGUGGCGGUGUCACAUGGCGGGGCAUUCAAAGAGCCGGGGUUUAAGAAUGUGGGUCAUUUGAAGUAGAGGCACUAAAGUGUGUUGUUUGCCAAUGAAUGGAGCCUUCUCACAUUGACAUGGUGAAAAGCGUGUGAAUAAACACCAGCGCCUGGGGGCCACACUAAAGUGUUCAGCUGUAUUCUUCCUGGUACCCCACCUAUACAAGCCUGUUAUUAUCCUGCACAUGAAUAGAUUUCUGGAAUCACAUCUGAUACGGGUACGGGGCCGUUGUUCCCUAAGAUACCUUUUAUCAAACCUUUUCUACUCACUCCUCCAGAUGAAAACAGGAUCAUGCAGUAAUUAAGUUUGCAGCAUGUAGUCAUGCCGCAUGUAUAGCUCUGCACCCUGCACACAGAGCUGUUUUCCUGUGGUCCUACUCGGCUGGAUGGCGCUCUUAAUUGCUCUCCCACGGCAGAUGUUCGGAUCAGAUGGUUCGAAUUAUGUCGCAGAUUGCUCACACAAGGUUUCCUAUGAAGAUAGACUCUCCUCUUUACUGUCUCUUUUCAUGCGACGACUUCGAGUGGGUGGCUCUGUGUACAGUGGACUCAUAAAUAGCUCUAACCCAUCUCCUUUCUCCGUCUUUCUCACACAGACCUUCAUGACUCAGGUGUUGGUGGCGGCUGCGCUCCUCGUCGGGCUGGUUUGUCACGCAGCAGAGCCUCCAGCGGCUCAGUGGUCCGGCGAUGAAUACAAAAACAUCACCCUACGGCGGCACAGGACGUGCGUGGAGAAUGAGCAGUACCUCCAUCAGGGGCUCUGCUGCCUCAAUUGUCAGGCUGGUAAGGAAGUUUAAUACACACUAUCAUCAAUUAUAGCCAAUCACAUGACCCUGAACUAGGGCUUGGCGAUAAACCGAAAAUUUACAACAAUAACCAGCGUCAUUUUGCCCAUGUCAAGAUAUCCAGUGUCAAAAAAAUAAAAGUUGUUUUUGGAUUUGUAUCUUUGUAUAUAUCAUGAUAUUGAUUUGAGGCCAUAUCGCCCAGCCCUACCCUGAAUUCUCGAUCUUUGACCCUUGAUUCUUAUUCAAUCGUUGCUCCUCAUUUUAUAUCUCCUGACCAGUGCAAUGUAUAAAACGGCGUCUUCUUGUUGGCAUUGGCUCUGUGCAGAGAUUUGCAGUCUUACAUCUCGAAUAACACUCUUUCAACUCUUCCAAACUUCCAUGUCUUCAAACAACAUUUCCAGCAGAGAAACAGAUUUACAACAAGCACUAAAAUAUUAUAUUCCUCAUACUCACGGCGAUUUGUAAGAUCCGCUUUUGCUUUCUGUUUUACUUCUUUCUCCAUUUCAACCACAAAUCAACAGUCUCGACUUCCCCCUCGUCACUCAGCAUCAAAAUUUAGACGCCAAGAAAGAAAAAUGUAUAUUUUAGCAAUAGGUUGCACUGGAAUUCAGGGUAUGGGUUACAAAAUAUAUCUUAACCAGAUCACAUUUAUUUUGAAUGUUCCUUAAACAAGAAGUAUUUAAGCGUUUGGCAGGACUUGAGGAGUUUUUAGCUCAAUAUGAAUGCCCUCUGUUUGACCCGCAAAGUAGACAAGACCAUCAGCAUUAAAACUUUUUUCCUCUAAAUUCUUAGUGUCUAUAAAAGCUGAUGGGAUCCAGCUGAAUCUGAAUUGUACUAAAAGAUGCAUUUUAAUGUAGAAAGACUAAAAACAGACAAACACAUCAGGGUAACUAGUUUAAUGAGUAAAAGAAGUGAGCUGUUGAGGCGUGGUCAAAAAGUCAACUGUAAAAGCUAUUACUCCGGACAAUAGCUGCUAAUUGCAGCUCUGCUAAAGCUCGAUUAAUUCUAUAAUUACAUAUUUUAUUUCUGACUAAUCUUAUGCAAUAAACGCCACAGUUGUUGUUAGUGUUCAAUUAACUUUACUCUGAAACAGACAUGUCAAGAAAUGUGACGUUUUUGGUAGUUUAACCUUAACACAACUUGAGCAGUCAAGCAGCACAUGUUAAUCAAUCAAUCUUUAUUUAUACGGUUCCAAUUAUCUCAAGGCACUUAACAAAGACCUACUGUAAAUAUAGGAUAAGACAGGAGGAGUAGCCAACAGGUAGAAACCCUGAGCAGAACCAGACAGCCAUCUGCCUGGACUGUGUUGGGUUUAUGGAGGGGAUAGAGGGAGAUGGAGAGAGACAAAUAACAACAAAACUGCACAAAGAUAUUUUGCUACCAUGGUAACAGUGCCAGAGUUAUGCUGCGUUCGAGUUACUUGGAAGUCAGAAGUCCGAGUUGGGAAUGACGUCACACCAGAGUUACCAGCAUUUCAGUUACCAAGUUGGAAAAAAUGGCUACAUCUACAAAAGUUAUUUUAGCGCUUGCCUUGUCUUUGCUUAUAUUCGGACAAGGCAAGCACGAUCAUAGAUGUAGCCAUUUUGUUUCCGCCUCCGAUUUUGCUUUUUUUCCGUCUUGGUAACUGAAGCCCUGGUAACUCGGGUGUAAUGUCAUUUCCAGCUCGGAUUUCUGAAUUCUGAGGGUACCUGAACGCAGCAGAUUCAAAUGAGGGGGCCGAAGAGGUGCCAAAAUUCUGGUGUACAAAAAAAGGGCAGAAAAUUCCAUCAUGUAGAUUUGAGUCCAUAUCUCCCACCUCCAGUUACAGAUAUAGAGGUACUACUUUGUCCACAGGGGGCGCCAAAAUCCUCACAAACAAAAAGUUCCUCACACAGUUACACAGUUAAGAAUAUCCCCCCUGUGGUUCUCCUAAGAGCCUCUAGGAGAACUUCACUUUGAGAGCCGCUGCCCUGAAGCAUUGACCUAUUUCCUCUGAGCCAACAUUUAAAAUGGCAUUUUCUGUGUGAAAAACUUGAGUCAAAUGUCAAACCCAGAACCCUGAACUGUUUCCCAAAUGAGUCUGUCUGGCUGGAAAGUAAAAGCAUGAAGUCUUAGGAGUGAACAGAGAAGAGUCCAAUGUGGCGGAAAAACCCGAGAAAUUAAAGGUAGCAGUGUUUGUAAUUGAUUCGGAGUGAGGGCGGCUGUAAAGUUGUGGUUAUUUUUAGCUCGGGACAUAUUUAGCUGAAAUGUAAUUACUCCAUUCUGCUGCCGGCUGAUUAAAUGAUUUCAUUAGCUGUUCUCAAUUCUAAGAAAUGUUUUAUUUGAUCAUUAUUGGUUUGGUGUGUGCGUGUGCCACAUUUACUAAAAUAAUUCACAGCAUGUUUGAGCGUAUGCUUUAAUUUUUAAAAGUGCAGACUGAAAACUUCUGCAUGAUUUCCAGGAACGGUGAAAACUUGCAGACAGAUACAGAAGUUUACAGGAGAUGGACAUUUAGUGGAUUUAUUCCCUGUUAACGACACGUGCUAGUAAAAAAAAUCUGUUUCCCACUCCAGUGAGUUUGUUUUCUUGUGCUCUUGCCAGCUGGUUUGUUGCUGCCACAGUCCAAAAAGCCACAGUGACCACUUAAUUGUAUAAAAUGUUAGCUUGUUGCUUCCUUUUAGUCUGUAUGAGAAUUUAUGCAACAAGUCUGACACUCUGUUUUUGCAGUAUGCACAAUAAAAGUCACAGCCACCAGUUUCCAGCACAUUAAAAAAUGCUUUGGUUAGAGUGCUCAGCAAGAUCAUGAAAAAUGUCUCGGCCCUUUUUUCCUAAAACCCUGACGACACAUGAGAAUCAAGUGGUUUUAUUCACGUGUGAAACGCCUAUAAAAAAUCCUCAGCAUGACAUUCGAGCUCAGUUAACUUCACGGUGGUUCCUCCGUUUCCUCAAGUCUCCAUGAAACGUGGAUUUUAUCUUCCCUAGAAAUCUCAUGAAAAAUGGUCGAUCAUGCUCACUUUAAGGAGAUGGUUUUAAAAUGUCCUCGUCCUCUCGCGGCUGACGUCGUCUUGUUUCACGGUUGAAAGCAAAUCAGCGUUGUUAUCUCCUGCUUUGGUAUGUCCUGUCCAAACAUCCUACAUCAACAGGAAGCACGUCACAUUAAUAAAGACUUGCAGGACUUUAGUUGGCAGUAUUCUGUGUUUAUAUUUAUAACUGAACUUGUUUGAUUGUUUUUCUAAUUUUAUUUACAGGAACCUUUGUGUACAAAGGAUGUGAGAGAGACCAGGAACAGGGGACAUGUCAUGCCUGUGAGCACGGACAGACGUACACGGAGCACUCCAACGGGAUGAACCGCUGUCUGCCCUGCACACACUGCCGCUUAGGUAACUAAAGGAAUAAUCAGUAAAACAUUAAAUAAUUCAAGUUUCUUUUGCUCAACCUGGGUCUUGAUUUUGCACGUUGAGAGCAAUAAUUUCAAGACUUUACAAAGUUCCCGGUAACUUAAUUGGUUGCACAUCCGUUCAGUGUCCCCUCGCAGCAAGACGGUUCUUUCUGAAUAGAGUUUGCAUGCUCUCCUGUCACCUCAAAGUACAAGACACUCCACCCACAGUCCAUGAACAGGCUCUGCAGGUUAAUUAGUACCUCUGUGUCAUCAUUAAGAAAGGACAAUCGCUAACAUUUACAGCAGGGUGCCUCAGAGUUACGGUAAAGGCUCUGCACAGCAGCAGGCUCACUUUGGAGCGUCUGCAGACUUGAUUUGUUUAUUUUCUUAAUCAGCCUCAUGAUCCUGGGCAAUCAGCUGACGCCAGUUACUUCAAAGUCCCAUUAAUCGGUCCGUUUAAUCGGCCAACUGAUUGAUCACUGUCUAUCAGUGUCUAGUACCUAAUGUCUGGAGCUGCUCCAGUCCCCUGUGACUGAGAAAUGGAUGGUUAAGAUGAUUAACUUUAUUUAAAUCGCACCAUUUAAAGUCAUUUAUAAAAAUAUCUUAGUAAAACAGGUGUGGGUUUAGUGAACAGCAGUAAACAGCUUUGUCUCCUGAAUGCUGAAAAGGUCUCUAAUAAAGAAGAGAAAUAAAAUAAUAACUCCGCAGACUGGCCUUUAAUCCCAGAGUAAAGUCUACAGUAAUCCAGUCUGUCUAAGAUUGAUUGUUUGGGAAAGUUAAUCCCUCUUUGUCUGCGCCCCCCGUCCUUUCAGAUCCACUCAUGAAAAUGUGAUCUUAUGAUGUUACACGGAGCAGCAGGGUGUGUCUUUGUUGUUUUGUUUCGGGGGGCUGAAUGUGAGCGUGUUAGCUGUCUCCUGAGAUUUGCUUGUGUGUCUGUCCUACCUGGCUGAACUGGGUGUGGCUGUGUCUCAUUGUCUCCCACACUGGGCUGUCUUUGUGUCCAAUGAAAGGCUGGAGCCACAGAAAAGAGACUUCAGUUACAUGGGAUGUGUUUUGUGCUUUUUUGGUAGCAGGUUAAAGGUAGAACGGAGAGAGUGUUUUUGUACUCUGGUUUUGACUUAUUUAUAAGCACAUAAUGAACGCCCGGAACAAGCUGAGAGUCUUUUGGCAACACUUUUGGCUGAUGAGUUUUCACCUGAGCUAAUGAAAAGGCUUCACAUGCAAACUUACAGCACAUUUUAAUAAAUAUCGCGCCUUUUUAUUAGAUUUUAUCAUUACAGGAACAAGUGUGAUACAGCAUUCAUACUCAGUUAUAAACAGUACUAAUAAUCAACAAGAGAGGGAACAUAAUAAACUCCCAUUUUAAGCUCUGCCGGUAAAGAGAAGAAAGAGAAGAAGAGAAUCUCUGCACAUAAGAACAAGCCUGAAAAACUACAUUGAGAGAGAUGACUCUGUAGUGGAAAUCACCGCAUUCCCGUUCUGAUUAGGGUUGAAACGAUUCCUCGAGUACCUUGAUUGCAAAUAACGAUUGAGCAAUUUUUCAUCGCAGUUUUGCACAGAUUAUUUUAAAGGUCACCGCGAUAGCAGAAGGGGUAGGUGCAGUUUUGCAGAGCGGAAAAAAUGUGCGAUGGGAGGGAUGUUUCUUCUGCAGAGCUCCACUAGAUCAUUAGCACUUCGCCUCUGAGUCGUUGGCGGAGACAGCGCUGCUCUGCGCACUCCUGUUCACGCUAGCUUGUAGCCUAAAAUUGCUGGUGUAGUAGCAGAAGCAGGUAACAUAGAAGCUAUUCAGCUCUUAAACACUAAUGUCUUUUGGGGACAUGAUAAAAGUUUAGUAUCAUAAUUAGCUUUCUUACAAGCUUUGCAAUCUGCUAACGCACACACUUGUUCCACGAUCGUCCUCUGAGUCUGGCCUUUAUGGCGGGUCUGCCAUUUGGGUCUGAUUACUUCAGUAAUCGUUGGAAUAUUGGGUAAGAAUACUCGAUUACUGAAAUAUUAAAUGACUGCAGCCCAUGUUCUGAUCCCUCAAACACAGAAAAAUCUGCAUGUCAGAGUGAUGAUUUUCAAAAAAAGCACCUCACCGUCUCCAUUAGACGCUCCUCGUGCUGCAGAGCCUGAUACUGUAAGUGGAACCACAAGGUCACCGAGCACCUGAUGAGCCUCUGGCUCAAGUUUUGAUAAUUUUAUGAACUUUACGAUCUAAACUCAUCCAUAACUGCUUAAAAUAGCUUUCUCUUAACAGGAAAGUUAUCUGAGCUUAUCGGCUUUCUAAGUAAGAUGUGGUUGCUCUGUUGAUUAUGAUCCUAAAAGGCUUGAUUUUGCUCCAUUAACACCAGCUUGCAUCUGAAAACAGGGAAGCAAUAAUCCAAAUAUUGUUAAACUCAGAGUAUAAAAGCAAAUCUGGCACAAUGGCACAGCAUAAUGGGGAUUUACAGACUGAUUUCAUGAAUAUUUUAGUGCAGCUGGUGAAGUAAAUUUUUGAAUCUGACUAAAGAAGUUUAUUUUUAUGUGAAUGCUGCCCCAAACUUGGUAUAUAAGCAAAAGCUGUUCGAUGAAAUGAUAUGAAACAGAGUUGUAUAUUGUUGUCAGACUCUGGUGUGGGUCUACAGCUGUGAUUUGUGCAUGUGCAGCAGUGCAGACUGUGCUACAAACUAAGAAAUCACAGCUGCAGCAGGACAUACUAUAAAACAAGACCUUUUUAAAUCACCCUUGGUUCAUUUUUGGCGUAAAAAUCCAUGAAAGGACAAGCAAAAACAGAGUGCAAGGAACUCCAACAUCGAAGCUCAAAAAAACACAGUUAUAAGUCCAUAUAAUAUAUACAUGUAUAUGUGCAUCUAAAGAACAACUCCUACAAAUUUGUAUGUGUCCUGAUCUUACAAAACAGCAGCUUUUUCUCCCCAAAAAUUAUGAACUUUUUUGCAAAAAUUUGCACUUUUCUCAGUUUUUUUCUCGCAAACUUGCCCUGAUUUUCUUCUCAGGGUCUGUUUAUGCCUUAAAUGACUCUCAUCCUCUUUCGUAACUUAAGACCUAUAUUGGAGUGCAACAAGCAUCCUUGAUUGGCUGAUAUCUGCUGCUACCAGAAGUCGAACCGUCAAACUGAACUGAUCUCUGGCCUCCUCACUCUGUUUUCGAGUAAUGACAGUAUGAAAACAGGUUUAGGAUUAGAUAGGAAAUGCACAGAAAAAAGCUUCUCAGGCUCAGAUCAGGCUAAACAGACUCUUCCCUAUAAUUUUGUGCCUCGGAUGCCCCGCCCUCCCCUCCCCAGUGUGCAGAUUUACACCCAGCACCUGCCAAUUUAACGAAGAAUAACAUAAUGAAGAAAUAACAGCGUGCCGGCUGCUUGCCUGAUGGCUGAGUGUUGACUUGUCUCCACUCUCACACUUGUGAAUGUUUUCUUAAUAGGGGUUUAGGGUUUACCCUGACUCACCUCCUAUUUAAAACUGUGUUGCCAUCCUCUGAUCAUGUUACACUCCAAUUACACUUUGUACAAUUAUGUAACAACACUGAAAACCAUCAUGUGUUUGCUUACUGAGCUACGGCUCCACUCUCAAGCUGCUUUGGAGCACAAUGGGCCCAACAGGACACGGUAUGGGGGGAGCGCAGAGUCGUCAACAGCGUGUAAAAUGUCUCUUAAGGAACAGCGGACGACAAAAGAUGAUUUCAAUCUUGAUUUGAUUAAGUAAAAAGAGGAAAAAGGGAACAUUUGUACUCGCUCAGUGUCAUCAGCAUGUUCUGAUUUGAACAAAGUCUGCUUUGUUUCACUGCGGCUGUAAUUUAACUCUUCAUACAUAUUUUUCUCUCAAGCCUUUUUAACUUGUAAAGGGAUCAUUGUGUUGAACUCCAACCCAUGAACAUCUUAAGGAUUUUUUAUGUGAUGUUAUCACAAUUAAUUACUUUAUUUGUUACUCUCAGAUACAUGUGUGCAGCCUCCACAGAGGACAGUGCGCUGCUGGGCUGUGGAGUCUUUGAUAACAGUGCAAUUAAUCAGAUUUUAUGAGAGUCUUUAUCUUCAGAGAUACAAGGGAGGAAAAAAACAGCCUUUACAUUAAAAAUUAGCUUUAAAAAAUUAGAUUUUCAUUUACAGGAAAGUCAAACAAAUCGUCUUAAAUAGCAGUAGCAGUUUCGAAGUGAAGUGCAAAACUCAGUGGUCUUCAUGUGAGAGUUACCACAACGCUUAAAGCAGAAGAGUUAAAAGAAAUCAGUAAUUAAUUUAAGUUAUAGCAGCCACAUGCUGCUGUAACUUGUUGACAAAAAACAGAUGUGGAUGAUUUGCAUUUAUUUAAACCUUGUAUUUAAAAAGUGAAAAGACAUCAAAACACAGAAAACGUUAUGUAAUGCCACAAGGAGGAACUGAUGAAAUAGUUAACAACAGAUUAGUAUAAAAAGGGCAGAAAGAUGGGAAGAGAUUCACUCUGUGAGAGCAAAUAGUUCAACAAUUUAAGACUAACAACCUUUAAGUUGCUCAAAAAAUAGGAUUUCAUCACCAACUUUAAGCUAGAUUAGUUUUUAGCUAGAGUAUCUGUAUGAACUUUUAAAUUUCUUGUUUUUAUGUCUGAAGCAGAGAUUGUUAUUUUUUUAUUAUUGAUUUUAAUUUUAAUCAUUAUUAUUAUUAUUAUUGUUGUAGUUAUUGUUGUUCUUCUUAUUAUUUUUAAAAUUAUUUUACUUUAUUUUUUUACAUUGUUAUUUUUAUUAUUUUUUUUUUAAUUGUUUAUUAUUACUAUUAUUAUUAUAUGUUUUUUAAUUCUUUUUUAGUAUUAUUAUAUAUUUUAUAUUUAUUAUUAACAUCUUAUCGCCCCAUUUAUUAUUAUUAUUAUAAAUUUCUCUGAUUUCCAGAUCCUCGGGUGGCCCUGUAUUAGAAAAUUCCGUUGUGAAAGUGGUCGCAUAGACUUGCAGACUUGUUUGUCCUUACAUUCACAAACACAGGUCUUAACUUUACCAUGCAAAGAGGAAACAAAGUUGAAACAGAAAUGUUGGCGACUUCUUUUGGCCUGGAGAAAAUGGAAAACUGUCUUUUUAUGUGUUACUCAGCCGCUCAGCUGACACCUACCCCCGCACCACUGAUGGUCAAAAAACUCCUCAUAGGAGCUUUAAGCUUCUACCUGGUCUAGAGGAAAACAAAGACCGACAUCUUGUCUUUUGCUGGUGGGGAUCAAUAAACUUUAUCUGAGUUGAUGACUUCAUAUGACACAGUUAAAAAUAGAAUUUAUCCCGACAAAAUCUUAUCAGUGUAAUAAAGCUGUCCCAAUAAAGGUGACGGAGUCUUCACGAGGAGAUGAGUAAUCAGGGACUUUGUAUUCAGACAGGUGUUAAUCUCACCUGUGGAAGAAAUGACUUCAUGUCCGACCUCAUUUAAGAGGGUGGAGUAAGAGCCGCUGUACAAAAACAACCUUUGAUGAUGUCCGAGCUAAUGAGCUGUACUCUGGCAACCAUUGAAACAAUCACUGUUUCUCAUGGACAGUAAAUUUCCUCCAAGGUUAUUCGACUCAUAACUCAUGCCAGAUUUUACAGGGAAGGAGGAAAAGAGGAUUAAAUGAAACAGAUCAUCACUUUGAUCUUCAAAUUAGCUAAAAAGUCUAUCAUUUAAAUGCAGCUUCAGGCUUGAAAUAUCAGACACAUGCGAAUCAUUCUCUUGUUGUCUUCAUGUCCCUUCCACAGAUCAGAUUGAAACUGCGACCUGCACUAAGACUACAGACACCAAGUGCCAGUGCAAACCGGGAACCUUCUGUGUCCCCGAUCAGGCCUGUGAGGUCUGCAAACGCUGCGCCAAGUAAGUUUCACCUCCAUCUUUCCUGAGCUAGUCUAAACUCCUGCUCUUUGACGGCUACAGUCGGUUUGUCGGCUGUUUUUCUUUCGAUGCACUUGUACUAAAAAUUCUUUCUCCUCCCAGGUGUAAAGCAGGGGAGGAGGAGGUGAGGAAGUGCACUCCGUUCUCCAACACCGAGUGCCGCAAGCUGAAUCUGUCCCCCACCAAGAGCUCCCCAGCUCUCCCCACGAUAGCCCCAACUUCUCAAGACAUCGGUAACUUCUUUGCUGUAUUCAUCUCUAAGCUUUCUUUGGUUAAAAUCUUUGAGUAUUUGACCCUUAACUCCUUGUUUUGUUUUUGUUUUCCCCUCCAGCUCUUCCUAUAUGGAUCUCCUUGCUUAUCUUAGCCUGCCUCGUUCUGGGCGUGGUGGCGUGGUGGUUCCUAAUCAAGCGGCGGUCAUGUGAGACGCCAUGUGAGUUGUGUACUGUACAUUUGCAAUGCUCCUCUGCUUAUUUAAGAUGUGCCUCUAAUGCUGUUGUUAUUGUUGUUGUUGUUGUUGUUAUUUUGCUCGCAGGUUUAAAGAGUAGCUGUGAUCCCAGUGAAAUCGUGAAGAUUCCCAUUGUGAGUUUUACGUUGUUUUUUUUUUUUAUGUUGAUGUUGUGCAGCCUGUUAGAGACUCUCUAUAAUCCAUUCGUCUCGGCUGUUAGCAGUCAGCUGCAGAGAAUCUGUUGUGCUGCGUCUCACUCCUCUCUUUGUGCGUCAGGACGAGAGCGGAUCCACAGCCGAGGAGAGGCAGAACGAUCAGAACGCCGGCCUGGAGGGAGAGGAGCCCCGCCCAGAGUCACGGCCUCUGCUGCAAGAAACCCAGCCCGGGAUGACCAAAGCCUCCCCUCCUCUGGAAGACGAGGAUCGAGGACUUGGAGACAGUUUGCCCAACACCACCAGUUCCUCUCAAACCAGCCUGUCAGCCCUGCCCACAGCUGCUUCCUCUGGAAACACCCCCCACCAGAGCCCCACUGCUGCCAGGCCGCCCCCUGCAGACAUGGUGAGGGAAAAACCGCUCAGAGACUUCAAACUCUCCUUCUAUAUGUGCUUUAAUUAAUCAAAUUUCAACACCCUCAUGUUUGUAUUUCUCUCAUGUUGCAGGAUGAUCCUCUGCGACAUCGAUUGCUGCCACUUCAAGGUGAGAUUCCUGCAGUGGGAGUGGGAGUGGGAGAUUUCCCCCAUCUACGAGACACUCGUUCGCUAAUUUCAUGAAUUUUUCAUGCAGCUUGAUUCGCGCUGAAAGGCAGCUGACAUGAAAAGCUGCACCGUUUACCACAGUUCAUGUCAGUCCACGGGGAAAUCAAAUCAACAGCAUCCAUCCAGAUCUCACAUUAGUCGCUUGAUAGAUUAAUAAUCUCAUGACAGUCAGGCCAGAAGCCUUCAGGGGGGCGCAGGGCUGGAACAUGGUUUCCAAUUUGCAGUUGCUGUUUUUUUUUUCCCAUGAUAAAGUUAAGAAAAUCUAUUUGAACCCGUUUGUUUGAUCUUCUAAUGGAAUUCCUGUUUGAUAAAAACAUCCCCCGAAGGAAGAUGCAGUGAAACGCUUCUGAUACCGAAACAGUCACCGAGUAUUUAUUUUAUCACUGCAAAAAAGGCCACAUGAAAUCUGACUUGGACAUGUCCGGUAUCUGGUUUGCUAUAUUGAUGCUCGUUUUUGGUGGAUUUGUGUGACACAUGUUGCAUAAAAAAGUCUGGAUGAGCCAAAAACAGGUUUUUAAGUUCUGUUUAGGCACAAGCAAGUGAGGACGAAAACAAAACAACACAAACAACAGCAGGUUGUGCGCAUGCAUGUAAAUGUGUGUGUUUGUAGUUUGAUUCUACAGAGAUAAGGCGUGUUGUUCCGACAGAUAAGAUAGAUAGAUGUACACACCUCUGAGUGUGUUGACGUAUUCAUCCUAGGCCUUAUUCACGUAUUUAUGUGAAAUGUUUUCCUUUAAAUUGUGAGUCAGCAGGUCAAAGUUUUACUUAAAAUGAUCCUAACAAGGACAUUAAAAAAGACUCUUGUCUAAAAUUAUCAUUAGAAGUACAGAGAAAAGGAAACGUGGCAAAUUGAAAUGCAAAGAAACCCCAAAAAGUUGAUUUUCUGGACCCAUCACAGAUCAACAGAUGGAUCUAUUGACACGAGUGCAGCAUACAGACUUUUACACAUUUAUAUUUACUGUAACAGAAACAUUCAAAGUUUGAUGUUUCACAUAGAAACCCCUCUGGUCACUUUUGGGGAGUUCUUUUUGUCAAGUAACAUCUUAUAAACUUUUGAUAACUCACUCCCUUUUGUAAAUCUGAAAAACAGGUUAAAUCUGUGUUGACGAUUAGCUUCAUGACAAGUGUUAUCUUUUAUUAUUACAAGCUUAGUACUUAUUUAUUACAGUGGCUGUUGAUACUGAAUGGAAAGCGCAACGAUACUUUUUGUAUGAUCACCGGCUAGCUAAGAAUUAUCCUGUACUCAAGUUUUGAUCUUCAAAAGUUUUUAAAAAGUCCUGGAACUGAUUUUAAACUCAGUCUGAAGACUUUUUAUAUUGCAGUGAAACAUAGGGCUGGGACGAUAUGCUUUUCUCCUGAUUCGAUUUUCUACGAUUUUUGCCAAUUCGAUUUAAAUUGCAAUUAUACGAUAUUAUUCUCUAUAUUUAGUUUGCAUUUUUAACACCAGUGAAACAGUUUUUGAUUAUUAUUGUCUACUGACUAUUCCAGGAACCAUAUUUCCCCAAAAAAUACACAUCACAUGUGAGUCAGUUUUUAAGAUUUAUUCCUAAUUUUGAAAAAAAAAAAAAAAACAAUUUUGAACAUAAAAAUCGAUUGAAAAAUUGUAAAACAAAAAAUCGUUUUUUUCUCCCACCCCUAAUCUACACCUGAUCUUCAACUUUUACCAAACAGAUCUAAAUGCAAAUAUAUAUUACGGAAAAACUAAGUCGCAAUAUGCAUAAAAAUAAAAGCUGGUGGUUGGAAGGAUGUGAAUGUGAAUUCAUGUGAGUCGAUUUUUUCUUCCACCUCUCGAGAAACACCAAUAUUUACUCCCCUAUAAACUCUGCUCUUUAGUGUAAAAGUCCAAAACCAAUUCUUUCCACGUCUGCUGCAGCAGGCAGACAGGGACCAACAACACCAGAUCAUUCAAUGUGAAACUAAAGAGAGCAGGAUGGAUUGAAAAAGUAAAAAUCAAUGUUUCAUGCAGAUUCAGCAGCCGCCGUUAAGCUCAUGUUUCACAAUUUCAUCUCUUUGUUUUCUCAGGGUCAGAGAAGUCCCUCAAGAAGAGCUUCGAUCUCUUCGACGAGUACCUGGACGUCCGGAUCCACAACAAGUUCUUCAGAUCGAUCGGGGUCAGCGACAACCACAUCCGGAUCGCGGAGAACGGCGCCGCCGGGGACAAAGUGUACGAACUGCUGAAGAACUGGAUGCAGAGGCGGGGACUCAAAGCUGACAUCAACGACCUGCUGGACGCUCUGCUCAGUAUGGACCAGCGGCGCUCGGCUGAGAGCAUCGCCUCCGCCGCCCUGCAGAAAGGCUUCUACAAGCACGAAGGCACACCCUGAGGAGGCGCGAGCGGAGCGGAGAAAACUCAAAGCACAUAGACACUAAAGGUGGACGUUGUGUCUGACGAACAGGCUUACCUCUUUGUGGCUCAGCAGCCAUGUUUUCAGAAGCCAGUAGUUUAAAAAGAAAAACACAAAAAAGGGGAAAGUCAGACCGGAUUGAUUGGCACUCCUUGGAUGUCGACUACUUGCCGAAACGAGAAUGAAGCAUUUGUUUUUGUUAUUUUUGUCUGAUUGAACAACAAAGACGAUGAUGAAAAUGUCUCCAAAAGAAAAAGAAAAAAAGAAGAGCACAAUAUCAUGAAGGUGUCAAAAUGCAGUAAGGGCUAAUGAGUUUAAGCUAACGAAGCGACACUUAGCCAAAUACUGAAAGCUUCGACGUCUCCAGUCGUGUUCGCCCGUCUGGUUUUCCUCCCAGAUCUUCAAACACUAACCUGGAGACACAAAUAUACACUGGUUUGUAGGAGUGGCAUUAAAGAUGUCGCUGAUACUGGUGCACUGACCUCUGGCACAUGUAGGAUGUAAAACUACAAUCAUGCUUUAGCUGUCGUUUGUAUGUUUCGAAGAGUUCAUGAGCGUUUUUCCUGAAUUUCAAGAGGAAAUUUUUUGGUCAAGUCUCACCUUACUAAUCGUAAACUUGACCUUGUCUGUGCCAUCUUAACUUUCUUGUGAUGAUUUGAUAAUGUUCGUAGAGCGUAGUGUUCAAAAAAACGUCAUAACAGGAGGGAGGGAGGGAAGGAUGUUUUCACUCUGUCACAGUUCAACAAGCAACGUUAUAGAAGGAAUUACACAAGCUGUUUCUGUCGGAGUAACUGUUAGUACUUUAGCAGGUCAUUUUUAUUUAUUGUCAUAUUUAUUAUAAUGAAUAAUAAUUAACUUUCAUUAUUUAUAGCGUUGCCAAAAAGAAAAAAAACAACAAGAACAAACAACCCUAUGAGGAAAACAAGUGUGUGAAACCUCAGGGCGCCAUGACUGACAUCCAAACUUUCAAGGUGUGGUUGAAACUUGUAAUGAAUGAACUCUUAUCUAUAGUGGAGCGCUCUGUUCCACACUGUCCAUGUUACGUGUGAUGCUAAAUGCAGACUUUGUCGCUUCAAAUUGAAGUUGAGGUGAUGUCGAUCCAUAAAAAAAAAAAAGAGGAUUCACCCGCCGCUCUGUGGCCGAACCGUCCUGAGGGAGCAGGUACAGAUUGUUUUGUCUCAGUUAGACGCAGACAAGAUGAAGGAAACAAUUUUUCUGGAUUUAAAAAGAAGAAAAAAAAGCUCAGAUUAAUCCUCCUGUAAUCUCCCCCCUCUCUGUACAUAUGAAUGUCUAUACAAGCCUUAUAAAGUGUCGUGUAUAUAUGCAGCUCUAUUAACACAGUCAGAGUGGAAACAGAAGCACAGAGUUGUUAAACAUUCAGGUUGUGCCAUUUUAAAGCGAGUUGUUGCCCAUUUCCCUGCAGUCUCCUGUAUAUAAAGGUAAGAGUUACAGAGUUAUAUAUUAAUGCUGAAGAGUGAUGCAACAGUGCCGGCACUGCCAUCUACUGACAGACAAUGAAACUACAGCCUGCAUCAAUUUCUCGGGGUGCUGCACAACCCUCACUGAACUUUUCUCAACUGUUGGACUUUUUUUCUCCUGCAUGUUUUGUUCACUCUUUUUUUUUUACUUUCUCUGUUUUUCACUUUUACAUAUUUCAUGGCAAAGUCCCCAGUCCUUCAAUUAACUCCCUGUUUUCGCUCUUAUACAAACUUUCUGUUCAAUGUUAAGUCAUUUUCCCUCCGUAGUUAUCGUUUGCUUGUCAUGGAAUUCAGAUAUAAAUUAUGCAAAUAUGUCAAAGCUGUUUUUAUGUUAAGUUCAAAUAAAUGUUUUGUACAGAUCA
Molecule: messenger RNA, 33797 nt
Organism: Xyrichtys novacula (pearly razorfish)
Lineage: Eukaryota; Metazoa; Chordata; Actinopteri; Labriformes; Labridae
Source: the annotation of a GenBank genome assembly